Molecule: messenger RNA, 546 nt
Organism: Heterobasidion irregulare TC 32-1
Lineage: Eukaryota; Fungi; Basidiomycota; Agaricomycetes; Russulales; Bondarzewiaceae
Exons: 3
Coding region: 1-546 (181 amino acids)
Biological process (GO): cytochrome c-heme linkage
Cellular component (GO): mitochondrion
Molecular function (GO): holocytochrome-c synthase activity
Source: RefSeq, a predicted model, not a curated record
AUGGACCUUCCGACCGAGCGCGAGACCUCCUCGAUUCCCCGCGACGCCGCCGGUCGCUGGGAGUACCCCUCGCCUCAGCAGUUUUACAACGCGCUCGUGCGCAAGGGAUGGGAGACUCCCGAAGAGCAUGUCGAGACUAUGGUGCAGAUACAUAACUUCUUGAACGAGAUGGCGUGGGACGAGGUGAAGCGGUGGGAGGAUCAGGUGAACAAGAGUGAGGAUCUGCAGCUCGUCAAGUUCAAGGGCCGUCCAGGCGAGCUCUCCCCGAAAGCACGCUUUUGGCUCUUCGCAGGCUGGCUGCUACCUAUGCGAUUUAACAACGAACCUCCAUUCGACCGACACGAUUGGGUCGUCCGCCGACCCUCGACGGGUGAGGAGGUGCGCUACGUCAUCGACUACUACAGCGCUCCGCCGCUCUCCGACGGAUCCCCCGUGUUCUCGCUCGACGUGCGCCCGGCGCUCGACAGUGUCAGUAGUAUCGGCAUGCGUAUACGCGCUGCGACUGAAGGCAUCUGGAAGGAUGCGCGCGAGGAGGGCCGGAUGUGA